This is a messenger RNA of Moneuplotes crassus, 2644 nucleotides long. Lineage: Eukaryota; Ciliophora; Spirotrichea; Euplotida; Euplotidae. The record is from the annotation of a GenBank genome assembly.
CACGCUUAUAUAAUUUAUUUAAACCUACUAUGUCCUCAGCUUCCGCUACUCCAGACCUUCUGAGCUCCAUGACUACCAAGAAGACGAACAAAGUGCUUGGGAUCUUGUCUAAGAUCACUCAGUCGCUCAACAACUUGCCUGAAGGAGAGUCUUACGACUAUGAACUUAGUACAACUGCUAAGGCUAAAAAGAAGGUCAAAAAAUGAAAUAAGAAGAUAGCUAAAAUGCUUAGAGGUCUGAUGAUUAAUACAACCAGAGAGGCAGACAACCAUCAGGAGUUCGAGACCCUGACCUCUCAAGCCUUCCUGAGUAAAUACCACUGUGUAGUUGACACAGCAGACGACCUUAUGGAAGUAGCCAAUAAAAACGUAGACAAGUUCAUGAGAGAAAGACAGAAAGGAAAGGACUAUGAAAAAGAACUUGAAAAAGCAUUCCAGCUUAAGCAUGACAAAGCUCCACAUGUAUCUUCUGGGGCUAGCCAGAUAGUUAAGAACACUAUUAACUAUCUAGCCAAGCCUCAGCUUGGCUUUGUGCCUAAGAUGGAUAACUCUUACUUCCAGUUUGUUCCAAGUAUCACUCAUAAAGAGAAUGCAAUUGUUCCUCUGCAUGAAAGGAUUACUAAACUUCAAGCUGAGCAUGCUGCAUAUCUUAAAGCACAUCCAAAAAUUCUGUUCACUCCUGAUAUUGAGAUCCCCUUCAUCAGGACUCCUCACCCUUAUGAAGAAGAAAUUGAGAAUAUUAAAGUUGAUUGGAAGAAAUCUUUGGAGGAGAUUUCCCAGCUGAACCCUACUCUUCCUCCUGAUGUUGAUGAAUGGACCCACGAAUUCAUCGACAAGCCUGAGCAGUUAGAAGGGUUCCUCGAGGAGAUAAAGGGGGCGAAAGAGCUAGCAGUCGAUUUAGAGUUCCAUGCCUAUAGAUCUUACCAAGGGUUCACCUGUCUUAUGCAGCUUUCAACAAGAGAGAAAGAUUAUGUGCUAGAUACAAUUGCACUCAGGUCUCACUUACAUGUAUUGAACAAGGUGUUCACUGAUCCUAACAUAGUAAAGAUUCUGCAUGGCUCAAAGUACGAUAUAGUGUGGCUCCAAAAAGAUCUGGGCAUUUAUGUAGUGAAUCUUUUCGAUACUGGGGUUGCUGCAAAAAUAUUGGGAUUAAAAGCAUCACUUGCUUUUCUGCUAAAACACUACUGUGAUGUGACUGCUGACAAGAAAUUUCAAUUAGCUGACUGGAGGCAAAGACCUCUUACUGAAGAAAUGAGUAAAUACGCUAGAAUGGAUACUCACUACUUACACUACAUUUAUGACACAAUGAGGCUUGAGCUUGCUCAGCCAAAGAACAAGGAAGAUAAUCCUAUAAAUUAUCUAAAAUCUGUAUUUAAGAUGUCAAAGGAGAUUGCUUUACAAAUAUUUGAGAAGCCAAAGGCAAAAGAUAGCGACUACUUCGCCAUUGUUCAAAGAAACUGUACCUUAAUGGGUGAAGGUCAACUAGAGGUCCUCCAGAUGCUCCUUGUUUGGAGAGAUUAUGUAGCAAGAGUUGAAGACGAGUCUGUAAAAUAUGUCAUGCCUAAUGAUGUACUCUUUGACAUUGCAAAGUCAACACCAAAAACUUCUACUGAACUUGAAGAAGUCCUCAGAAGACAUCCUAAGCACACCAAGCAUGUGAGUAUCCUUAAGUUUGAAGAAGAUCUCUUGGAAAGGAUCAAUAAAUCAGUUAAAACCUGUGAAGAUAAGAUUCAGAAAAGAGUCAACAACAAAAAGAAGAACUCUGCAGAGUUCGACCCCCUCAACGAGUCCUCUUCGUCAGAUGAUGAAGAAGAGAAGAAGAUUCCUAGGUCUAAGAAAGCUCUUCCAAACAAAAAGAUUGAGACUCAGAAGAAGCAGAGUACUUUCUCUCUCCAAAACGUACAGAUUAAAGUUGAUAGAAUCACUAAGCCAAGUAAUAUGUUUGCCAAUACGGAUAAUAACGUUGAGAGGAGCAAACAAGUUGGCCGGAUCAACCGGUUCAACACCCAACUAAGCAUGUGUGAACUCAUGGGUAUCCAGAGGUCACAAGUCCCUCAGGUGGAGAAGUCAAAGAAAACUCUUGAGAGCCAGAUCCAGGAAUGAAUGCCAGUCGAUGUCCCCGUUGUUGAAGAAAUUACUAAAGAUGACCUUAAAAAUGCAGUGCUUAGAUCAGAUGAAGUGAAUGUCCAAAAUGUGCACAUUCCUGAUGAAAAGAAACAAGAAGAGGACUCUGACUUCGAAACCCACAAACUUCCUCCAUCCAUGAGGGAGAAGUACAACAUUAAGAAGAAAAGUAAGAGGAACAAGAAUAAGCGCGCUAAAACUGGGGAGGAAACUGAGGGUAAAAAUCUCUUACUCCAGCAAAACAAGAAGACAUUGAUGGAUACGAUCAAGGAUAUCACUAAGCAGUCUAAGGACAAGAUCUCCAAUGCGGAACCUAUCCCUAAGGCCAGCAAGAAAAGAGCCAAGCUAGCAAUUGCUAAAAGAAAUGAAGGUACUGAGAUCAACGACGAAAAAUGGAACCAAGCUAUUCAGAACUGUGAGGAGGUGCUUGACACCCAGAUGGCUCAGAGAAUGAAGAAUAAGGGUAAGGAUCGCAAUAUGAGGAAAAGAAAGGGAAAGAAGAGAUAAAAUUAGUCAUAAGA